Molecule: messenger RNA, 1019 nt
Organism: Suncus etruscus (white-toothed pygmy shrew)
Lineage: Eukaryota; Metazoa; Chordata; Mammalia; Eulipotyphla; Soricidae
Gene: RAB10
Product: RAB10, member RAS oncogene family
Exons: 6
Coding region: 42-644 (200 amino acids)
Biological process (GO): cellular response to insulin stimulus
Cellular component (GO): Golgi apparatus; insulin-responsive compartment; recycling endosome
Molecular function (GO): GTP binding; GTPase activity
Source: RefSeq, a predicted model, not a curated record
CCCCGGGGAGCCCCGUCCCCCCGCCCGGGCCGCGCCUCUCCAUGGCGAAGAAGACGUACGACCUGCUUUUCAAGCUGCUCCUGAUCGGGGACUCGGGCGUGGGCAAGACCUGCGUGCUCUUCCGCUUCUCGGACGACGCCUUCAACACCACCUUCAUCUCCACCAUAGGUAUAGACUUUAAGAUCAAAACAGUUGAAUUACAAGGAAAGAAGAUAAAGCUACAGAUAUGGGAUACAGCAGGCCAGGAGCGAUUUCACACCAUUACAACCUCCUACUACAGAGGAGCAAUGGGUAUCAUGCUAGUAUAUGACAUCACCAAUGGGAAAAGUUUUGAAAACAUCAGCAAGUGGCUUAGAAACAUAGAUGAGCAUGCCAAUGAAGAUGUGGAAAGAAUGUUACUAGGAAACAAGUGUGAUAUGGACGAUAAAAGAGUUGUACCUAAAGGAAAAGGAGAACAGAUUGCAAGGGAGCAUGGUAUUAGAUUUUUUGAGACUAGUGCAAAAGCAAAUAUAAACAUUGAAAAGGCGUUCCUCACGUUAGCUGAAGAUAUCCUCCGAAAGACCCCUGUCAAAGAGCCCAACAGCGAGAACGUCGACAUCAGCAGUGGCGGCGGAGUGACGGGCUGGAAGAGCAAAUGCUGCUGAGCGAGCCUCGCUCCUGCCGGCCGGCCUCCACCUGUUUCUCUUCUUGCUGCAAAAUAAACCGCUCUGUCCAUUUUAACUCUAAACCAGAUAUUUUUGUUCCUCAUCUUGACUGUCUCCAGGCCACCUCUUUUGUUUGUGCUUUCAUCUGUGAUUGCUUGCUGACUUUAUUAUAGUUUACUCCAGACAAGAAAAAAAAAGUGUGAAGACAAAAAUUAUGUCCGUGACUUCAUUUUUUUUAAACGUACUUGCUCAGCUCACCCCGCUGCAUUUCAGUUGUAUUAUAGUCCAGUUCUUAUCCACAUUAAAUCCUAUAGCAAUCAUUUCAGCUCUAUUCUGCAAAUUGUAUAAGAAUAAAAGUUAGAGUUAACAAUUUAA